AGCGACCGAGCUAACGAGACUACUAGCGACGAGGGCAGAUCGCGUCUCUGCUCCACCCGCUCCUCUCCACAGACACAGUCAGCUCGGGAGCCGAAGAACUUAUAAAGUUGAGGCUCUAAUAAAGUUGAAGACUAGCUUGUUCUCGUCAAUGCCGCUAGCUUGUUCUCGUCAAUGCCUCUAGCUUGUUCUCGUCAAUGCCGCUAGCUUGUUGUCGUCAAUGCCGCUAGCUUGUUCUCGUCAAUGCUGCUAGCUUGUUGUUAGCAUUAGCAACCCUCACGCGUCCAACUUCACCGGUGUAACUUGGCGUCGGUGAACAACACUUCGUGACAGCUGAGCGCGCACAGGCUCACACGAGAGGCUGCUUGAGUUGAGUGCCGUAACAAUGGAUCUAGACGACGACACCAGUGUGUUGUCAACCUUGAAGUCCUUCAAUUCCUUCAUCAGCCUCCCUGAACACCCGCAGAGGCCGUCGGACCACUCGGCGACGGGGAGCGGGAUCCUGCACAAUCAAUACAAGCGCAGCAUGGAGCUUUUGGAAGCGGCGGAGAAGGUUCAAUCGAAGAACCGCUACCUCCAGUUGGACCAGGAGAAGAAGCGGAUGGAGAUGAGUCACAAGCGAGCUCGGUUUGAACUCGAGAGGGCUGUGUCUGACAACGCACGAGACCUGGAGCACGAGGUUGACCGGAACCAGGAUCUCGUGGGACGGAUAAAAAAGUUGGAGGGAAGAGAGACCGAUGCUGCUAAGAACCUAUGUGAACAGGUGGAGGCCAGUCGUGCUCUCCGCAAGAACCUGGAUGGCCUGAACAAGAAAAUUGAUGAGCGGGAUUCUAGACUUAACACUGCUAAUCAGACCAUCAGUUCGAUGAAGGAUGAGAUCAGAGAGCUGAAGCAGCAGAUGCAAAACAAAGACUCGACAAUCUCUGCUCAAACCCUGGAGAACCAGGAGCUGCAGGAACAGCUUGAUUUACAGCGCAGGAAGUAUCAGGAAGUCUCUCAGCUUUGCCAAAGUCUCCAAGCUGCCGAGUCCUCCUGCUCAGAGCACGUCAUCAAGAUAAAGGAGUUGGAGAGGCGUCUGGCCUUCCAGGAGGAAGACAUCGCGAUUGUGAAGACUGUCAAGUUGGAGGUGGCCAGGCUUCCAGAUCUGGAGAAGGAGUUGAAGCGCCUCAGAGAUGAUAACGCCUUUCUAAGGGAGAGCAGAGAGAAUUGCAGCCUGCUGAAAGAAGAGGUGGAGGGGCUGAGGAGGAAGCUGGAAAGGAUGGAGAAAACCAAGGAAGAGCUUGUCAACAUGGAACUGGAGAAAGAGCGACUCGCCGAGAAGCUUAAAGCAUGGGAAAACCUGGGGCAAUCUACUGGUCUCAACAUAAGGAAGCCAGAUGAUCUGUCCAGGGAGGUGAUUCAGAUCCAGCAGAGAGAAAUUGCUCUGAAAGAGCAGAACUACUCUCUCAACAGCCGUGUGAGGAGUGUGGAGCGCUCACAGGCGGAGCUCCGUGCAGAGCUGUCCCAGCAGCGCAGCAGGACUAUGGAGGAGCAGAAGAAGAGGGAGGCCCAGGACGCUCUCGUCCGUCGACUGCAGAAGAGAAUACUGUUACUGACAAAGGAACGUGAUGGAAUGCGGGCUAUACUGGAGUCUUACGACAGCGAGCUGGCACCUACGGAGUAUUCUCCUCAACUCAGCAAGCGGCUCAGGGAGGCAGAGGACAUACUGCAGAAGACGCAGAACCACAAUGCAGAGAUGGAGACCCAGCUGACCAAAGCGCAGGAGGAGACGGGGACACUCAAGCUGCAGCUACAUACAGUGGAGAUGGAGCUGGAGCGUCUGAAGAAGCAGCAGGCCUCUGUUGCCGACAGCAGCUCUCUAACGACCAAAGAAGAGGUCGGCAUACUCAGACAAAAAAUUGAAGAUUUGGAGGCUGAGCGGCAGCGUCUGGAGGAGCAGAACAACAUUCUGGAGAUGAGACUGGAGAGACACAACCUGCAGGGAGACUACGAUCCAGUCAAAACCAGAGUUCUUCACCUCAAAAUGAACCCCACCUCUGUUGCCAAGCAACAGCGCCAGCAGGAAGUGGAUGCUCUUCGGGAGGAAGUGACACAUCUCAGGGAACUGGUGCGCUCGCUGCAGGAUGGAGGCGCUCUGGUCCAUUCUCAAGAUGAGUCCAGUUUGCACGGCUCCAGCCUCGGCCUCAGUUUGCCGCCAUCAAAGGAGGUGCUGGAUUUACGUAAGCAGAUGGAGAGCUCGGAGCUCAGGAACCAGAGGCUGAAGGAGGUGUUUCAGAGAAAAAUCCAAGAGUUCCGCACCGUCUGCUACGUCCUGACCGGCUACCAGAUAGAUAUCACCACCGAGAACCAAUACAGGCUCGCCUCGGUGUACGCAGAGCACAUGGACGACUCCUUGCUCUUCAAAAAGGGCUCCAGUGGAAGCAUGCAGCUCAUGGAAACCGAGUUCUCCAAAACUCUGGGAGAGAUGGUGGCCCUUCAUCUGCAUCACCAGAAGAGCAUCCCAGCGUUCCUCUCUGCAGUGACCCUCGACCUCUUCAGCAGACAGACCACCCUCUGAAGUAAUCUGACACCACCUCAAACACGGGGCUGGGACAUCUAUGAUCGGGAUUAGUUGCGAUCUUCUCAUGUUCUAGAUUUUGUUUUGCUGUCUUUGUUGCCUUUUUUCCCAGUCUCAUCAGAUAUUCACAAAGUAUUUCUUAACAGCUCUGGCGUUUGAAUACUUCACUCAGGUCUGUGUUGAGAAGGAAGAUAUUCACCUUGCUUGAUGGAAAACGUCCAUCUUGCAUUUACAGGGCUAAGAAAGCAUCUUGGUAUCACUAUAUAGUAUAUACAUAUACUUUUUGAAUCUUUUUGAAAUGCAUUCCUUAAAAAAGACAAAAUUGUCGUAAAAAUGACAACUUUGAAAAAUCCACUGAUAUGUGUAUAUGGAGUAUGGUUUAUAGAGGGAGUUGGAUAUACACUUCCCGCCGAGAUUAAUACACACUGUGUGGAGCAAAAGAAACAUUAUUGCGGUCUACUGGAUCUGCAGUAGAUUUGUUUUGCCUGGUCUUUACCAAGGCUGAGUCUUUGUUGAGUCUUUUUUUUUUUUUUUUUUAUACUGCCUUUUAUGUCCUCUCCCUGGGAGCUCAUAGAAAAGGUUCUACACAGAUUUUCUAGUCUAAACCAGUCUAAAGAACUCCAUGAACGCGAGAUCAGCAGCAGGGCUGCAACUAACGAUUAUUUUCAUUACUUUUUUAGAAAAUGUUCUAGUGAACCUGUGUGAUGAUACAGAAAGAAAAAAUUCUCAGCGAGCGAGUGGACAUUUGAACUAAAACACAGAUUCCCGCAGCGUAAUUAUCGACAUGUCCUGCCUCCUGAAUGUUCUACCCAGAUGUCACAGAAUGUUCCGUGAAUGUUCCCGUUGGUUUGAGCGCGUCGGACUUGGACAAUCUCCUGCUGCGUUCCUCAUACGUGAAAGGCAAACUCCUGAAAAUUUUCGCACACAAUUUUAAGAAGUUAAAGAAUUCGGAGUGAUAAGGUUAUGUGGGUUGGUCUGAUCUGAUUCCAACAAAUGAUGACAUGUUAGUUCUCUCAGGAAAACGAGGGCAGAGAAAGAACAAUAUGACACAACAACGGCCGAUGCUGUUGCUGUUGUGCUCUCAAACAUGAAGCCACUGGCCUCAGUCCUCAUCUUUUAAACUCUCCUGUAUGUGUUUUUUAUUCUAGGGUUUUACACAGUAUACACUGUUGUUUUUCCACCUGCUCAGUAGCCUUAUAAAAAGGUUACUAGAUAUCGGUGUGUCUAUGAACUAAGGACAGGACAAAGAAAGUGCACACAUGGAAAACACAGAGGAUGCUUUAAUGUUUAAAUUAAGAUAUUUGUCGAAACUCUUUACAAUUCACUGGAAAAUGAUUUAAAGGAAUUGAGGUAAGUAUUUGGACAUGAAUUUCAUCAUGAACUACAAACAAUAACUGUUCUGAAUUUAGUUAAUGAUCAUGCCUGUGAGUAUUCGUGUGAGUACAAGCAUGAGACAAGUCGAGGUGAAUUUUCUUGGCAGCAAUAAAGAGAAUUGGCAGAAAUAAAGAUUGGGGGGAGGUUGAAGAAGGAAGCAAGGGAGCAAUCCAAUAAAAUUGUGAAACCAAAGGAAGUGAACUCAGAAUAAAGCCACUUAUCAUAGCAACAAUAUAAGAGCUCCAGCUGGUGCAACCAUAUGUCUCCAUGAGAAAACACAUCCUCCUGUACAGUACAUGCCACAUAAUGCCCUGGUUUUUCUUGUUAUUAUUUUUUUCUUCACCUUGACAUCAUGGCUCAUCUCCUGCACACCGGGCAGCUCUCUCACCUACGUGUCAUAUGUUAGAGGGUUGAAGAUGAGCUGUGCAGCACAUGCAGUUGUGUCACAUGCAAUUUUCUCCUUCAGCCCUGUGAGAUGCACCUUGGCUUUAUGAUACCAGUUUAAUCUGCUGUGUCCUCUCUUUUUUGAGGGAGUUUUAAAGUUGGAAUGCAAAUGGUUAUCAAUAAAGCAUAUGUCUUGACUGGC
Messenger RNA from Scophthalmus maximus (turbot), 4514 nucleotides. It is a transcript of the gene mad1l1, whose product is annotated as mitotic arrest deficient 1 like 1. Gene Ontology annotation, biological process: attachment of mitotic spindle microtubules to kinetochore; mitotic spindle assembly checkpoint signaling. The transcript has 18 exons. The record is from RefSeq and is a predicted model, not a curated record. Bases 383 to 2554 code for a protein of 723 amino acids. NCBI's taxonomy places the organism in Eukaryota, Metazoa, Chordata, Actinopteri, Pleuronectiformes, Scophthalmidae. Gene Ontology annotation, cellular component: kinetochore; nuclear envelope; mitotic spindle.